AUGAAGAUUACUAUUCAUUGGGGUAGAGUUUUUGGUCUUUUUAUUGCAAUUAUAGUUGUUUUUAUUGCUAUUAUAUGUUUUAAAUUAAUAAAUAAAUCAAAUCAAUUUAAUGAUGAAGAUAUUGGUCAAUGUGAUAUGCAUGAAGCACAAAAGAUUAUUGAUAAUCUUUGUGAAUUAUAUUCCCUUAGUCAAGUAACUGGUUCUCAUUGUUCAUCAUUAUGUAAUAUAAAUUCAACAUUAACAUUAGCUCAAUGUUUAUCAUUAUCUCAAUCAAAAAUAGUAUUACUUAUGUCAACAAAUACAUCAUCAUAUAUUGUAUUAAAAUCUAGACGUCGUUAUUUUGAUAAACAUCCUACAGAUUUAUUAUUUCAUGAACCAAUUGUAUCAAUACCAUCAGCUCUCUUAACAUUUUAUGGUAUAAUUAAUUCAACAUUAGAUGGACAUUUGGGUAUUUCAAUAGAUGAUUUAAAAAAAGAAGAUUUAAUACGUCGUUUAUUUCGUUAUGAUCAUAUUGAAAAUUCAAUGAUUUUAUUAGAUAAAUUUGAAGAUGUAAUUAUUAAAUAUAAUGAUUAUUAUGAACACAAUCUUGCAUUAUCAUUAACAACAGAACUUAAUACACUUUAUUCAUUAAUAACACAACAUGAAUUUUUACUUUCACAUUAUUAUCGUUCAAAACAUGAAUUAAUGCCUAAAAUUAUUGGUUGGUGUGGUCAUAUAUAUUUAACAGAACAUUUAACACCACUUAAUCAUCCAAUGAUUGAAGAACAAUUAAAUUCUCAAACAUGGAUACCUAAAGCUUGGUUAGCUAAUCGUUUACUUCAACUUAUUGAUAGUUUUGAUAAUGAACUUCAUGCUCCACUUCAUUUAUGUGAUCUUCAAUUAUCUAAUUUUGGUAUAAAUGAAAAUGGUAAUGUUAAAUUACUUGAUUUAGAUAUGGCUUAUUUUGAUCGUUUAAUUCCAUUAGAUCCUGCAGCAAGAUGUCGUAAACAUUCUGAUUGUUCAUUUUUUGAUUGUUCAGGUUAUUGUGAUAAACGUAAACAUCGAUGUCAUGUUAAUCGUCGUAUAAAUAAUAAUUUACAAGUUUUAUGUGAAAAAAUUCUUUUAAAUUUAUUAAAAUCUAAUACAAUUCCAUUACGUUUACAUGAUGUACUUUUAUCUUAUGUUAAACAAUGUUCAUCACCAUUAGGUCGUUAUAAACGAUCGAAAGAAUUAAAAGUUGGUGCACCAUCACGUUUUCUUCGUUUAAUGCAAGUUAUGCUUAUUGGUGAAUUAAGAUCUGCUAAUAUAACUUCAUAUUUAUUUUAA
Molecule: messenger RNA, 1305 nt
Organism: Rotaria sordida
Lineage: Eukaryota; Metazoa; Rotifera; Eurotatoria; Philodinida; Philodinidae
Source: the annotation of a GenBank genome assembly